Molecule: messenger RNA, 1680 nt
Organism: Penicillium riverlandense
Lineage: Eukaryota; Fungi; Ascomycota; Eurotiomycetes; Eurotiales; Aspergillaceae
Product: fungal specific transcription factor domain-containing protein
Exons: 2
Biological process (GO): DNA-templated transcription
Molecular function (GO): zinc ion binding; DNA binding
Source: RefSeq, a predicted model, not a curated record
ACACCGACGGCUGACCCCGUCGACAAUGAAACGCCUGAUAGCCGCGGAUAUCUCGGUCGGCUAGAGUAUCUAGGAGUGGCAGCAGCCCAGGCGAAGGGAACCACCGAGGCACCGGCGUCGGAAAACAUUCUAUCUGCAGAGGAAAAAGCCAUCCUCAAGGUCCACCGCGCCUUCGAUCUGCCUCCGCCGGCCAUCCAGCAAUCUCUCAUUGAUACAUUCAAAACCUACUGCGCACCCUGGACGCCCAUUGUGGAAAACAGCUGGCUACGCGAGCCCAGGUCCAACCCGCCAUCUCUCCUGCUAUUACAGAGCGUUUUCGUGGCCGGCAGCCGACUCGCAGCCGCUCCGCACAUAUCAGCUUCGUCAGAGACCUACUACCGCCGGGCCAAGGCUCUGUUUUUCAGUAGCUAUGAAAAGAACCCCAUCAUCAAGAUCGCGGCGGCCUGUUUGCUGAACUGGUUCAACCCAUCCGCGCCAGAAGAGGUCUCCCUAGAUAGCAGCAAUUUCUGGCUUCGCGUGGCUGUCAGCGUAGCCUACCAAAUUGGUUUGCAUAGAGAGCCUACGAGAGGAAAGUUUGCAAGCUAUCGGCGAAGGCUUUGGUGGACACUAGUGGCGCGAGAUUGUCAAAUAUCUGCAGCCCAUGGCAGGCCGAGAGCCAUCAGUCUAGAAGACUCGGAUGUGGCACCAUUGUCUGCGCGAGAUUUCCCUGCGCAUAAUAACAAUGCAGAGUUUUUCAUGGCCCAUGUCAACAUCUCCCUGAUCAUGGGCGACGUAACUCAAACUUAUUUACGACACCAGCUCUCGCCGCUGAAGCGGAGAGAAAUUCGGAAUGCGCUGUAUUGCUGGGUCACUGAACUCCCAGACAAAUUAUGUCUCUUCAGCCAGGGACCCGCUCGGCGCCUGAAUCCGUACAACAUGUGCACGCGCAGUCUGUACAUACCCUACUUUGUAACAGUACUGAUCCUAUACCGAUCCGUGACACCACACGAGAUAUCCACAGCCAUUGCAGCCGUCGCAUCGUCUUUUAUCUGCGGGAUCUUCGAAGAGUUCCUCGCCCGCGACGAGUGUCGCUUCUUGGCUGCAGGGUUCAAAUUCUACGCUUUCGCAGCAGGCGUGGCGCAGCUGAAUGCACGCUCAUAUGUUUCGCUGCAGUCUGAUAUCAGGCAGGAAGUUGAGACCGUGAAAAAUGCGCUCAUGGCGCACGCGGAACGCUGGCCGUCGGCGAAGAAUAACAUUCGCAUUCUGGAGAAUAUCAGCAAGACAAUGCCGACACAGGCGCAGCAGACUGAUCAACUGCCUGUCCUUCCUAGCCACCAUGAUGCAUUCCCGUUGUUCCGCGCGUUUGGCCCAGAGCUGUGUCACAUGUGGUACUUGGUUGAUCCGAAGAGUGCCGCUGCACGCAACGAGAAUAUGGGGAAGGUUCCCUGGCAGACUGCUGAGUUCUCAGAGACUCCGGUGCAACCGGGCUCGAGGGGGUCGCAAGCCGGGUUACCGAUGGCGCCUCAGCCGCCUUUCGCCCCUGGUGGCUUUGCGGACCCGUUGACUUCCUUGCCCAUGGUCGAUACUCAAAGUCCCGAUCUUACUAUGGACUCCAGUAUCUGGACCUGGCCCGUGCUGAGCGGUAACUGGCUUCUUGAUGGGUUACCUGGUGGGUAUCCUUCGGGAGAAGGGUGGGAGUAG